CCAAAGUGACGACAUGAAUUCAAUUAUCUAUGCUGAUGUGAAUGUGAACUUCACUCGGGAAGAAUGGGCCUUGCUGGAUCCUUCCCAGAAGAGUCUCUACAAAGAUGUGAUGAUAGAGACCUACAAGCACCUUACAGCUGUAGGCUACAAUUGGGAAGACCAUAAUAUGGAAGAACAUUAUCAAUCUUCUAGAAGAUAUGGAAGGAAUGAAAGAAGACAUAUUUAUGAGAAGCAUUAUGAAUGUAAGCAGUAUAGUAAAGCCUUUUCCCAACCCAGUGGUAUCCUCAUGCACAGAAGAACACAUACUGGAGAAAAACCCUAUGAAUGUAAUCAGUGUGGUAAAGGCUUUUCACAACAUGGAAAUCUGGAAAGGCAUAAAAAAACACAUACUGGAGAGAAGCCCUACGAAUGUAGUCAGUGUGGGAAAGCCUUUUCACAAUUGCAUAGUCUCCACAUUCAUAAAAGAACACAUACUGGAGAGAAACCCUAUGAAUGUAAUCAAUGUGGUAAAGCCUUUUCAAACCUGAGGACACUCCAAGUGCAUAAAAGAACACACACUGGAGAGAAACCCUAUGAAUGUAUUGAGUGCGGCAAAGCCUUUUCUCAACAGGGAAUUCUCCAAAUGCAUAAAAGAACACAUACUGGAGAGAAACCCUAUGAAUGUAUUCAGUGCGGCAAAGCCUUUUCACAACACUCUAGUCUAUACAUGCAUAAAAGAACACAUACUGGAGAGAAACCCUAUAAAUGUAAUCAGUGUGGGAAAGCCUUUUCACAGGUCGGUAGUCUCCACAGUCAUAAAAGAAUACAUACUGGAGAGAAACCUUAUGAAUGUACUCAAUGUGGUAAAGCCUUUUCACACCUCCGUACACUCCAAGUGCAUAAAAGAACACAUACUGGAGAGAAACCCUACGAAUGUAAUCAGUGUAGUAAAGCCUUUACACAGUCCAGUGCUCUCCAAGCGCACCAAAGGACACAUACUGGGGAGAAACCCUAUGAAUGUAAUCACUGUGGUAAAGCCUUUUCAAAACCCAGUAGUCUUCAAAGGCAUAAAGGAACACAUAAUGGAGAGAUACCCUACGAAUGAUAUCAAUAUGGUAAAGCCAUUGCGUGUAGUAGUGGUCUUCAGAGGCAUGAAAGUAUUCAAACUGCAAAAAAACCCUAUGAAUGUAAUCAUUGUGUUAAAUCCUUUUCACAACCCUGUUGUCUCGAAGUGCAUAAAAGAACACAUAUUGGAGGGAAACCAUAAAAAUGUAAUCUGUGUGGGAAAGCCUUUUCAUGAAAUGGAAAUCUCCAAAACAAUAAAAGAACACAUACUGGACAGAAACCCUGUGAAUGUAAUCAAGGUGGUAAAGCCUUCACACAUUGCAGUGAUCUCCAAAGGCAUGAAAGAUUUCAUACUGGAGUGAAACCCAAUGAAUAUACUCAACGUUGUAAGGCCUUUGCACAUUGCUGUGAUCUCCUAAAGGCUGAAAGAUUUCAGACUGGAGUGAAACCCUAUAAAUAUAACCAGUAAACCUUUUGCAUGUCACAUUUUUUCAAAGCCUUGAAAGAAACCUUUCUGGAGAGAAAACCUUGUGAAUGUUUUUAGUAUAACGAAACCUAUGUACAUUUCUAUAUGCUUCUCGUUCAUGAAUGAAUCAGACUGAAGAAAAGCCCUAGGAAUGUGUUUCAUAUGGUAACUCAAGGCGUUGUUUUCAUGUUUCAUAGAGAUGUAAUGAAGUGGUCUAAUCAGUAAUCAACUGCAACUCACUGCAUAGCUUGAUGUGAUAUGAACAUGUAUAUAUGAUUGGACUUCUGUGAUUCUGUAUGUUCCUCCUACUCAUCCAUUUGUCAUUUCAUCUUGAAGUACUGCAUUCUAUACAAAAUUUAUACUAUAAAGAUUCUAUAUAAUGUAACAACAAGGAUAUUUACUUAAAAAGAAACACUUCUGGUGUGUGCAUGUGACAGGAUUAUGUGGUUUUAAUCCAUGUCAGAUAUGUAAAGAGUGGGGGAC
Messenger RNA from Psammomys obesus (fat sand rat), 1993 nucleotides. Its product is annotated as zinc finger protein 431-like. Gene Ontology annotation, biological process: regulation of transcription by RNA polymerase II. The transcript has a single exon. The record is from RefSeq and is a predicted model, not a curated record. Gene Ontology annotation, molecular function: RNA polymerase II cis-regulatory region sequence-specific DNA binding; DNA-binding transcription factor activity, RNA polymerase II-specific. NCBI's taxonomy places the organism in Eukaryota, Metazoa, Chordata, Mammalia, Rodentia, Muridae.